GCGACACCAACAAUCCUCGAUGCUCCAAGCAGAACCUUCACUGUACUGUGGUCAGUCGCUGUUGUGCCUGGGAGACAGUACGUCCCGCUCGUCCUUUACUUUCCUGAGGUGAAGUAAGUAGUUUUACAGGCGAAAACAACUACCGUCUGCUUGGCCGAACAAGAUUCAGCUCUGCGCCGUUAAUCACCAUUGAUGUCGCAGGGGUCGAAUAGGCUACUCGAAGAACAACUUAAGAAACGACGAUAGCGGACGGAGCCACCAUGUGCAGGCACUUGACUCUUUCUUUCUGAGUGGGUUGGAGGGUGGUUGUAACCAUGCGUUGCCUGGCUGCUCGAGUCAAUUAUAAGACCCUCAUUGUCAUCUGCGCCCUUUUCACGCUCAUCACUGUGUUGCUGUGGAAUCGCUGCUCUCGUAACACCUCCCUACGCUUUUUGCCUCAAGCUGCUUUGGUGGCACCAAGUCCCAAGGAGGGGGAUGCUAGCUUGAGCAGCCCACAACACCCUCCACAACCUCCAGAACCCCCUCCUGUUGUUGGUGGAAACAAGUAUGAGGAAAUUGACUGCCUGAUCAAUGAUGAAUCUACAGUCAAAGGCAGACGUGAGGGUGGAGAGAUCUAUAUGCCCUUCAGUUGGAUGGAAAAAUACUUUGACGUGUAUGGAAAAGUGGUGCAGUAUGAUGGCUAUGAUCGCUUUGAGUUUCAGCAUAGUUACUCAAAGGUUUACGCACAACGGGAGCCCUAUCACCCAAAUGGAGUCUUUAUGUCAUUUGAGGGCUACAAUGUGGAGGUCCGUGACCGAGUGAAGUGCAUAAGUGGAGUGGAAGGUGUGCCUUUGUCCACUCAGUGGGGUCCUCAGGGCUACUUCUAUGCCAUCCAGAUUGCCCAGUAUGGCUUGAGUCACUACAGCAAAAACCUGACGGAGCGGUCACCCCACCUGGUGGUCUAUGAUACAGCCGAGGAGAGAGAUAGCCGGGCCAGCACAGCAACAUGGAGUGUGCCAAAGGGCUGCACUCUCAGCCGUGUCAAGGACAAGAGCCGUGCUUCCUCAGUUCGGCAGUUCAGUGCACCAGAUUCUUCAGAGGCAGUGUCACUCCCUCUAGAUAACACCAAAGAGUUCAUCCUCAGCUUGGACAUCAAGUUCACCUCCAAUGGCAGCUUGUCUGUCAUCCUCGACACUACAGAGAAAGGCUCACCCUUCACCAUCCGCUAUGUUACCAACACGCAACUCAUUGCCUUCAAAGAUCGUGAAAUCACCUAUGGCAUAGGGCCACGCACCACCUGGAGCACUCUGACACGUGACCUCCUCACAGACCUAAGGAAAGGUGUUGGUUUAUCUAACACCAAGGCUGUGAAAGCCACUAAGAUCAUGCCCAAGCGAGUUGUACGAUUACUCUUGCAAGGACGGGGAUUUGUUGACAACAUCACUGUCUCCACCACUGCCCACAUGGCUCCCUUCUUUGCUGCCAGUGACUGGCUCAGGCGCAACCAGGACGAACAUGGCGGCUGGCCCAUCAUGGUCACACGUAAAUUGGGAGAGGGCUUCCGGCCACUAGACCCUGGCUGGUACUCUGCAAUGGCCCAAGGCCAGGCCAUGUCCACCCUUGUGAGAGCCUACCUCCUCACCAAGGACCAGACUUACCUCAAUGCUGCGUUGAAGGCAGUCGGACCCUAUAAGGUGCCAUCAGCACAGCACGGGGUCAAGGCUGUAUUUAUGAACAAAUAUGACUGGUAUGAGGAGUAUCCCACCUCACCUAGUUCCUUUGUCCUUAACGGUUUUAUCUACUCCCUGCUGGGACUCUACGAUUUGAGCGAGACAGCUGGUGAGAAGCUUGGCAAGGAGGCUGGACAGCUGUUCAGCCGCGGCAUGGAGUCACUGAAGGCCAUGCUGCCGCUCUUUGACACCGGGUCGGGAAGCAUCUAUGACCUGCGCCACUUCAUGUUGGGCACCGCGCCCAACUUGGCUCGCUGGGACUAUCACACCACACACAUUAACCAGCUACAGCUGCUGGCAUCAAUAGAUAACGCUCCCAUCUUCAAGGAUGUGGUGAAGCGCUGGAAAAGCUACUUAAAAGGGAAUCGUGCUAAGCACAACUAGACACACUUCAAGAUGCAGUGUGUGAAUUAAGGGUUGACUGAAAGUGAAGAGGAAGAUUAUAGUGCGUCUAUAUGCAUUGCAGUAUAGAGUGUGUGUUUUAAUCCCAAUGAUGUUUAAGUAGCCACAGCUUUCAAUAUUAGAAUGGGUGUGCUCUGUUACAGGUGUUGUAUUCUCUGCAGCACCAAUUGUAGCAUGCCUUUUUUUCGGGAGUUAGUAUUUGUAAUUAUGCACAGACUUGAUUUCUGUUUUUUUUUUUUUUUUUUUUUUUUUUUUGUCUUCAGGAGCUGAUUUUAGUUAACUUAAAAUGAAAGCGAGCCGAUUUCAACAAUCAUUCACCAUUCUACUCAGAUGUAUUUUUUUACAUUUCACCCUAGAUAUAAGUGGAAGUAACUAAAUAACAAAAAUAAAAUUUUAAUGUUUGGAAGAUUAAUUUGAUAAGAAGUCUUAUCACAGUAUGCAUUUGAAUUUCACACUCGAACAACAAUGCAAAUAAGAUGCUUUUGAUAUGAACUGCUUUUCAGUAAUAUGGAGGCACCUCAGUUAACUUAACAAAAUGCUGCAACAUAAACAAAGGUUAGACUUUAUCAUAAAAAUGAUUUGCAAGUAUAUGUACUAUGUUCGACCGCAAUGUAAGUUUGAAUCCUGAAUUAUUACUGGAAUCAACAUACUGUGGAAAGAAGCAUCUGUAAACUAGAUUAUCUAUUUUAGAGAUGGUAUCUUCUCAAUAUAAAUUAUUUGAUAGCCCUUUCAUUAAAGCUCACAGAUAACAAAAUUAGUUUGUUUUUUACAUCACACCAUCUUGUGAAGGUGUAGAUGGGAGGCAACGUUAAUAUAAACACUGUAGCAUUUGCACUAUUGGCUAAAUGGAUGCAAACGGUCUUUUAUACCUGUCAAGAUGGGCAAUAACUGCCAUCCGUCCGCCCAUUUUCUGUACCGCUUAUCCUCAGUCAAGCCCAUUUUAGCAUGAUUUUGAGUCUGUCAACUUAUUUUGAAUAUGGGCAGAUUUCAGUCUGUUUUUCACUUACAACUUACACUUAAGUGGAUGAAAAGCAGCUGUUGAAAGAAUCUUGAUUGAAGUCGCUGCCAAUAUUUUGUUAAUUUCAGUUAAUCAGGCCUUUGUAAUGAAAUGCGUGGUAAAGACGACAGCUUUGCACAGCUUUUUCUAUGAAAGGGUUUUAGUGCCGUUCGAAUUUCCAUUUGAACACUAUGGUUCUCUCAUCGCAACUCAUCAUUCCAAUUUGUGAAUUGAGCAGUGUAGUUGGGUCAAACAGUUUUGAAAUGUAUAUACAGUCCGCUCCAAAAGUAUUAGAACGGCAUGGUCAACCCCUCUGUUUUUGUUGUAUACUGAAGACAUUUGGGUUUUAGAUCAAAAUAUGAGUAUGAGACAAAAGUUCAAAAUUACAGCUUUUAUUUCAUGCUAUUUAUAUCUUGAUGUUUUAAACAAUCCAGGACAGAGCACCUUUUGUUUGAACCCACCCACUUUUCAAGUGUAAAAGUAUUACAACAUGACUAAUGGGUUUUUCUAGUUGCUCAGGUGUUGCCUUUUAGAUUGAUUGCUUAAACAUUAGAUAGUGCUUGUUUUUGGCUUUGGGUUUCACCUGUGAAAGCUACAUUUGCUGUUAAACAAACAUGAAGACCAGAGAGUUGCCUAUGGGAGAAAGGCAAACAAUUUUGAAGCUGAGAGAAGAGGGGAACUCGAUCAGAGGUAUUGCACAAACAUUGGGCAUAGCCAAUACAAUAAUUUGGAAUGGCCUGAAAAAGAGAAACAACUGGUGUACAUUUUUUAUUUUUAUUUUAUUUAUUUAUUUAUUCCCCUCCCCCUGUUCGGUUGUUAGGUCAAACAGAAAGGAAAAUCUGUAUCACUUUUGUGCUGGAACAGUUAUACUGUUUCACAGUGAGUGGACUUUUUAAGCUUCCACUGUGGUUUUGUUUGUAUUCUGAUGCAUAUUUAUUAAGAAUAACAGUCGUUCAGUUGCACAGAACAAAGUUUUUAAAGGGAAGUGACAGAAAAAACAGGAGAAAGAGUGAAACGGUAACUAAAUAAUAUAGGAAAAGAAGGCAACAAAAAACAAACCAGGAGCUGUAAACAAGAUGAGGAAAGUAAACCAUUAUAUAACUAGUACAAUGACACAUUGGAUUCGAGUGUCGUAUGGGUACCCUGUGAGGGAAGGUCAGGACAAUAUAGGACAGGGAAGGAGGAGAAACAUGCAGGAGAGGGGUCGUGGACCCAGCUUUACAACUGAAGUGUGGUGGGAGUGGCUAUGUAAAUUGUAAACAUCAGUCGGAACAGAUUGUGAGGGGAUACCAAGAAAUUCGCAUAGUUAUUUGUCGCAAUGAGUGAGUGGCCCCACACCCAGCCUAUAAGUCCCAAUUCACUUGCAUGUGUCUGCAGACACUUGCAAGUGAAUUGCGUCCCGGUGGACGGGACACCUACUACACCGAGGGAUCUAGGGUAGUCUACAGGCCCCACCGAUGGGCCCCGAAAACCAGCCCCCCCAAGAGGAGACCGCAGGGACCCAACGCCACCCCCCACAGGCUCACUAGUCUUUAUUGAUGAUGUAACUCAUGGUGGUAGCAGCAGAAUGAAUUCUGAAGUCUACAAAACCAUUUUGUCUGGCAAUCUACAGAAAAAUACAUCCAAACUAAUCAGGAGAAGCUUCAGACAACAGAGAACAAGACAAUGACCCAAAACACACUGCCAACGCAACAAAGGACAUCAUCGGGGGGAAAAGUGGAAGGUCUUAGACUGUCCAAGUCAUUCACUGGACCGUAACCCAAUAAAGAAUGCAUUUUUUCUCCUGAAGUGGAGACUGAAGUGAGAAACCCCCAGAAACAAACAAGAACUGAAAGAGGCUUUAGUAAAGGCCUGGAAAAGCAUUUCAAAUGAAGAAUGCAACAGUCUGGUGAAGUCAGUGGGUCGCAGACUUGAUGAAGUUAUUUCAAGUAAGGGUUUUUGCUCACUUGAAAAGUGGGUGGCUUCAAACAAAAGGUGCUCUGUCCUGAGUUGUUUAACACAUCUAGAUGUAAAUACCAUGAAAUAAAAGCUGGAAUUUUUGUUUUUGUUGUAUACUGAAGACAUUUGGGUUUCAGAUCAAAAGAUGAAUAUGAGACAAAGGCAUUUAACUUGCCGUUCCCAUACUUUUGGAGGGGACUAUAUAUAUUUUCUUUAUUUUAUUUUUUUUAAAUAAACAAUUCUUAAGAAGACUGAACCCUGAGGGGACUCAAUGACAGACUUAAACAGUUUUCCCUUCCCAGUGGGUUUUUGUUUUCCCUCAAUGCAUCAUGCAUCAAACACUGCACAUGCAACACAUGCAAACUCCACAAAAGCGAGGCCGGGUUUGAACCCAGGUCCUCAGAACUGUGAGGCAGAUGUGCUAACCAGUCGCACACCAUGCCGCCUUUCAAAGAGAAAUUGACCUAAAAAUAAAUUCCUUAUGACUAUGAUCGUGCCGCCCUUCAAAGAGAAAUUGACCUACAAAUGAAUUCCUUAUGACUGUGAUCAGUGAUAAUCAAAAACUUUAUGUUUGAAAAAAACAAGGGCAUUCAUAAUGUAUAGCUCCACAGUAAGGGUGGAAAUGGCAGAAGAACUUGAUAAAUUAUUAUUGCAGCAUUUUGCCAAUGAUAAUAUCCCAAUAGAGUGGCAAUGGGAUAAUCCAUUUAUGGGAUGGACUAUUACGAUAGCCAUCUAACUAAAGAUGUGAAAACUUGUAGAAACAGUGAGUUGCAGAUUAAGCAUCUACUAAAUCUAUAUGUGAAUAUUAAUAAGUAAAUUUUUUUACAGGAAUACAACAAUACACUUGUCACAAUAUUAUUACACUAACGGUGGUUUGUUGACAUUUUUCAGGAGCGAGGAAAACUUUCACCACAAAUAUGUUCUAAUAACACAUUCACAGUUAUCACUAUGAAUGUGUAUAUGUAAUGUAAAAGUGGCCGUACAUAGAGGACUGGCAAAGUAGGAUUUAAAUCUCCUCUUCGGGUUCAUCUCCCUUUUUCCACAAUAGAUAGUAAAGUAAAAUUCCAUGUUUGCACAAAGAAAAUGAUUUUAAUAAAGCAUUGCCUUUAAAUUUUAAAUUGACGUCUGCAUAAUUCAAAGUUGGCAAAUUUACACACACAAUUUUGACCUUUGUGCAUCAGAUUCGGUUCAGCAAAAUGACUCCUUUGUCACUUCUUAACCCACAUUGUUUGAUUAAUUCAACUUAAUCCAAGGAUGUCAAUAUGCAGUUUAUCGAAAAGAAGUACUGAUGAUUCGAUCCGUUUUUAACAAUGGUGUUUAUUUGAACAAAAUGAACAAGGCGGCGAGUUGCAGGGAAGCCAAAAUUAAAAACUUAAAACUGACUUCUUUGGUUAUUUAGAUAUAAAGUGUUGACAUUAAACGGAGACGGUAAUCUUAGUGAGUUUGCAACUGCAUGUGUGUGAAAGAUAUAAUGCGAUUUGUUUUAUUAUUGCUUUAUUGAUGUUUUGUCGUCGAUAUUUGAUGAUAAGGUAAUGUAUGAUAUUACUUUCUUUUUUUUCAAAAUUCUACAUCUUUGAAAGAGAUGUGGUCCUUUUUACGCUACUAGGCAUAAUUCGGAACCCAACUUGUGAGUUAUAGACAACUGUCUGGACUGGAGGUUAAGUAGUGCAAGUUUCCUGUCAUAUUUGUGCACUACACCAUUCUAUAAUUUUUCUAGUUACAUAGUUUGCUACAUGAAACUGUUUAAAUCUCGUUUUAUUCUCCAACAGCAACUAGUACUUGGUUAUUUUUUUAGUAUUUUUUUCCCAUGAACUCAGUUCUUAUUAUUAUUACAGUAGCUCGAAAAUUCUGUUUUGUUUAUACCAAAGUAGCAUAGUAAAGAAUACUUCAAUGUGUAUAUUUUGGUACAAAGCUAAGCAUUUCAUGAAAUUCAGUCAUCUUGGAAGAUAAAUCCAUGUGACUGUGCCUUUGAACUCCAAAUGGUUGAGCAGAUUCUAGUCAAACUUGCUUAUUAGCGCUACUGUUUUUAACAGAAAUGGACAGAUAUCGGUACACUCCCAUUGAUUUUAUUUUUCAUUUCCAUUUAAAGGUGGGUGUGUGUUGGUUCUGUUUUUCUCCACUAUGUUUAGAGUAAUUUUCAGAAAUGUAAAAUGUUUUGCUAUUAAGACAAAAGCACAAUUUAUAUUUAAGAUACUUUUAAAUAUAUAUAUAUAUUAUAUAUAUAUAUAUAUAUAAUGUGUGUGUAUUGGCUUCACUUUUUCUUUCUCAGAUAGUUGCCCCACCUGCAUUAAGAAAGCUGCUAUUAUUGUUCAAUGUGUAAUGACUAUACAACUUUAUUUCCCCUCAUUUCAGUGAAAUCCCCUUAAAUUGUGUCACCACAGGAGACGCAGAGUGGUUGUACAGACUUUCCAGUCUAAGCACAAUGUGCAAAUGCUACCAUUUUUUAGUCCCGUAAAUAGAGGUGUUUAUACACAAAGUAAAACUUUGUGCUAGCUUUUUAAAAAUGUAAAAGAAAAAAAAGAAAUAAAGGCAUUUUCUUAAUCUC
Molecule: messenger RNA, 7591 nt
Organism: Phyllopteryx taeniolatus (common seadragon)
Lineage: Eukaryota; Metazoa; Chordata; Actinopteri; Syngnathiformes; Syngnathidae
Gene: glceb
Product: glucuronic acid epimerase b
Exons: 6
Coding region: 315-2093 (592 amino acids)
Biological process (GO): heparan sulfate proteoglycan biosynthetic process
Cellular component (GO): Golgi apparatus
Molecular function (GO): heparosan-N-sulfate-glucuronate 5-epimerase activity
Source: RefSeq, a predicted model, not a curated record